Molecule: messenger RNA, 867 nt
Organism: Ilex paraguariensis (yerba mate)
Lineage: Eukaryota; Viridiplantae; Streptophyta; Magnoliopsida; Aquifoliales; Aquifoliaceae
Source: the annotation of a GenBank genome assembly
AUGUCGACCGCUGCUUCUACUGAUGUGGACCCCACCAUCUGGCGAGCUUGUGCCGGUACCUCCGUCCAAAUCCCAACUGUCAAUUCUAGGGUUUACUACUUCCCCCAAGGCCACUCCGAGCAAUCGUCCACCGUUCCUUUUCUCUCUCCUCUCGUCCAUUCCCAGCCAUUCAUUCUCUGCCGCGUCCUCUCCGUCAGAUUCCUCGCUAAUCCCCACACCGACGAAGUGUUCUGCUCGCUGAAACUCCUCCCCUUGUCACGUGCCCCUAACGUGAACGGUCAGGAACGAGACUCGAUUGACGGAAAUGAUGAGGAUUAUCAAGAAAACGACAUCGUGUCGUUCGCGAAGAUUCUGACGCCGUCGGAUGCGAACAAUGGCGGAGGGUUCUCGGUGCCGAGGUUUUGUGCCGACUCGAUUUUCCCGCCGCUGAAUUACUCGGCGGACCCUCCGGUGCAGAACAUACUAGUGAGGGACGUGCACGGCGUUGUUUGGGAGUUCCGGCAUAUCUACCGAGGGACACCCCGGCGGCACUUGCUCACCACCGGUUGGAGUAAGUUCGUGAACCAAAAGAAACUAAUCGCCGGCGAUUCCGUCGUUUUCAUGAGAAAUCGGAGGAUUAACGAGCUCUUUUGUGGAGUCAGACGAGCAGUGAGAGCGAACUCUGACAGUAAUGGAAGGUGGAAUUGUCCGUUGGGAUCGAAAAAAAUCAAGGACGAGGAGGAGAGUGAAGGUAGAGACGGGUUUUCGAGGAAUGGGAGGGGAGGGUGUCAGCGGAGUCGAUGGUGGAGGCCGCGGAGAUGGCUGCCAGGGGAAUGGAGUUUGAGGUGGUGUGUUAUCCGAGGUCGGGGUGGGCAGACUUCGUGGUGA